Branchiostoma belcheri (Belcher's lancelet) is the source of this 1037-nucleotide messenger RNA. RefSeq names its product lysosomal thioesterase PPT2-A-like. Gene Ontology annotation, molecular function: thiolester hydrolase activity. Bases 16 to 897 code for a protein of 293 amino acids. Gene Ontology annotation, cellular component: lysosome. Lineage: Eukaryota; Metazoa; Chordata; Leptocardii; Amphioxiformes; Branchiostomatidae. The transcript has 8 exons. The record is from RefSeq and is a predicted model, not a curated record.
AACAGGUGAAACAACAUGGGGACUGACUACAGGGUUUUUACUGCAACUUUCCUGACAUUAUUUUUAACAGUGUGCAUAGGCGUUUCUGCUUACAAACCUGUGAUCAUCGUACAUGGCAUCCUGGAGCCAGCGUAUAAGGAAAACCCACUGAAAGACCUGAUCACAAAGGCUCACCCAGGCACAAAUGUCACCAUCAUAGAUGAGUACACAGAGCUGUUCAGCCUCUAUCCCAUGUGGGAGCAGGUCAGGGGGUUUCAGAAGGCCAUGGUUCCCAUCAUGCAACACGCCAAGGAUGGUGUCCACAUCAUCUGUUAUUCUCAGGGUGGUCUGAUCUGCAGAGGAGUUCUGGAGUCGAUGGAUGACCACAACGUGGACACUUUCAUCUCACUGUCGUCACCUCUCAUGGGGCAGUACGGGGACACAGACUACCUGAAGUAUGUGUUUCCUCACUAUCUGAAGGAGAACCUGUAUAAAGUAGCCUACACGUCCUAUGGGCAGGACAUCUCCAUCAGUAACUACUGGAACGACCCUCACCAACAGGACCUCUACAAGGAGUACAGUGUCUUUCUUGCUGUCUUGAACAACCAGACAUCAAAUAAUGUCAAAAGUAAAGAAUACAAGAAUAACUUCCUAAAGCUGAAGAAGCUUGUGAUGAUUGGGGGUCCAGAUGAUGGUGUUAUCACCCCCUGGCAGUCCAGCCAUUUUGCCUUCUAUGAUGAGAAUGAGACAGUAGUGGAGAUGAAGGACCAGGAGGUGUACCAGAGGGACUACUUUGGUCUGAAGACCAUGGAUGAGAGGGGAGACGUGACAACUUAUGAAAUCCCGGGGGUCCAACAUCUCAACUGGCACAAAAAUCAAACUAUUUUCGACGACUACAUCGAGAAGUGGCUUACAUGAUCCAAGGAGCUUUUAGUUCAAAUAGAGCUCCUUGCAUGGUCUCAGGAUCAUCUUUUAACAUAAAGCAUCAGGAGAACAAUUGUCAAUACAUGACAGUGUUUGUUUUUCUUCAUUUGAUGAAAAGCAACAAACCAUAAAAU